CCACCUCAACAGCUGACUCUAAACUUGUAGCAGUGGAGCAGCAGCUCACAGUGUGUGUGGGAAAGAGGGACGUGAAAGUAGGACAAAGGAGUCUGGCCCCCUUCCCUGUCGAACCAUAAGCACAGAGAUCUGCGACAGUGGGGGAGAAGACACCACUCCUGGGUGGAGAGGGAAAAGAAGAGGCCAACUUUUCUGUCAGGCUCGCUGCAGUCACUGAGGGGGGACACGUCACUGGGGUUCAGAUCAGUGUCUGCGUUGCCGAGUGGCUCAGGUUUGACUCGCGACUGUCCGACGAAGGGGUAGCUGAGCAGGAAGCCCACCGCCUGGAAACAUGCACAAACGUACCAAGAUAAAGAUUGCCAUCUUUGUGUUGCUGGUGGGCAUGGCGUGCAUGUUCACAGCCGUGGUGACGGACCACUGGGCCGUGCUGAGCCCGCGGGUGGAGAAACUCAAUGAAACCUGCGAGGCGGCCCACUUUGGCCUGUGGAGGUUGUGCAAGAAGUACAUCUACAUCACCCCGGAAAACUACGUGGAGGGGCACGGCUGUGGACCAAUCAGCCUGCCUGGAGAGGAAAACUGCACUUACUUCAGGCACUUCAAUCCAGGGCAAGAUGCGGAGAUAUUUGAAUAUAAAACACAAAAAGAGUACAACAUCUCCGCUGCAGCCAUCUCCAUCUUCAGCCUGGCCUUCAUGAUCCUGGGCUCUCUGUGUCUGCUGGGAUCAUGUACCGGGAAAGGCAAAGGAAGAGACUACCUCCUCAAACCUGCUGGCAUGUUCUUUGCAUUUGCAGGCAUCUGCGCUUUCAUCUCUCUGGAGGUGAUGCGUCAGUCGGUCAAGCGCAUGAUUGAGAGCGAGGACACCAUUUGGAUUGAAUACUACUACGCCUGGUCCUUCGCCUGUGCCUGUAGCGGCUUCGUCCUUCUCUUCGUCACUGGCAUCACGCUCCUCGUCCUCUCCAUGCCCCAGAUGCCCAGGAAUCCGUGGGAGACUUGUAUGGACGCCGAGCCGGAGCAAGUGGAGUGACGCUGGACGGGCAAAGCACAACCAAGGAUGGGUCUGACUAAAGCUUGGAGCUCAGAUGUUGGAUUUGGUUUGAGAACAAGAAUGUUUUACAUCAAAAAAUUAAAUAAGGGAGACUUCUUGGUGUUUUGUGGAUCAUGGCCAUCUUAAUGAAAAGGGGCUUUCAAUGUGCUCAGUAUUCUGUAGGCUCAAACUGCAAAACCUACCACCUCAUGUUGAAGAACCCAAAUCUGACUCAAAAUCCACUUUUUAAAAAAAAAAAGGUCAUCCACAUUUAGAAACACAACAGUACCACCUCUUUAUGUCCUAGCUCAUUUUUCAGAACUGAUUUGACAAAUAUGUGAUUAUGAAGAGACCACGGUGAGCUCCCAUGUGUCACUGUCAAUCAUGUUUUGGGUAAAACUCAAAGGGAUAGUUCAGACUUUUAAAACUGGUUCUGUGAAAAGGUUGCGAGCAAAUAAUAUCUUACCUGCUGUAGAAUACUCUGAAUAACGUAAAGCCUGGUUCACGAGGUAAGAUUUUGAAACAGUUGGCUGAUAUUCAGACCAUCUCAAAGGCUCAUUGCCCUCAGGGAACACCACACGUUGUGAUAUCAGGCCGAGACAAUACAAUAUAUUGAAUAUUCCCCAUUUGAGACCGGAGUGGUCCUGAUGUCCUUUUGAGCUGACUAGAUCACUCUUAACGCACCACACUGCAGGAAUAUCUCAGAUUAUCUUUAGAGCCAUCAAGAUAAUCGGGCGUCCUUACGAUUGUCGGAAGGUCAGAAUCGGGUUAAAAAUUGGCACAAUAAACUUGCCGUGUGAACCAGGGAUUAGUUUGAAACAACUGAGCGAUUACAUCGAGUGGACUGUAAACUAUAGUGGACUGCUGCCAAAUGAAAACUCAUUCUCAAAAACUUCAUAUUUUUUGCAAAUGCUACAAGCCUCAAUAAAUACUUAUUAAAAUAAAAUGCUAGUUGAUUAAAAAUCCAACUAGUGGUGGCAACACAUAACUAUAGGUCUUCAGCAGGGGUAGUUGUGCGAUGUAAAACUGACUGCUACAAAAAUGUAUAAAAUAGCAUUUACGGGAAUUACUCCCUGCUUACACUAGUCCUUAGCUCAUCAUUCUGGUCAGAAUUAUCCUCAGCUCAACCAAAUGGAGUUACCGACAACAGGUAAGAUAUUAACUAUAUACUUUCCACAGAAUCACACUUUAAAUGCUGUGAACUUUUUUUUUGUUUAGGAUUUAAUGGUCAAAUGAAAUGUUCCAUCUCAUGUAAACUGUACAUAAAUAUCUGUAUUUUGUGUUUGACAUCACUCAGCUAGUGUCAAAUUAUUUAUUUUACAUCCCCAGUUUUAAGAAAGCAGCUUUGUGGAUAACGAAUGUUAAGAUUUUAAAGAAAACCGGUUGCUUUUUGUGAGUUUUAUGCGCGUGUAGCAGGCUGAAUCUUAAAACCCCCGCAGUCUGCAGCACCGACCGUGUUGGAAAAGGUUCAGCUCUUGCAGGUGCACAUACAAGGCUUCUUACAGCUCAAACCAAUAAACGUGAAAAGUGAAUUUAAGUUUAAGUUCCAGCCCCGUUUAUUUGAAACGUGCUUGGAUUUUAAUUAUUUUUGUAAUGGGGUAAUUUAAACAAAGAAUUUCAAGACGUCACUCCUUUCAAAUCUGGAACAAAUUCUAGCUAAAAUAUGAACGAAAUCAUUUCAUUUGCAGUUUAAGGCUAUACUUCUCUUUAGGUGUAAAGGCCAGUUCAGGUGGAUAAGCUGCAGCUUUACAAGGAAACAGUUUCUGAAGAUAGAAUUAUGGAAAAUAUAUUGGCGGCGUUUGACAAAAACUGUUGGUUCAGCUUGAGGAAACAGAAAACUUUACUUGAAAUUUUCUAUAAAAUUGUAAAAUAGGAAAAGUUUCUCAGCUUUUAUUUUCACAUAAUCAGCAGUGUGAAUGUCUAACAGAAACUUUUGUACAGCACUCUGGUUCUAUAUGGUUCUGCUCAGAGCUGCAGUCACCAGUUUAUAAAGGUAAAAAUGUGCUACUUUUCAGUUUUUAUGGUCUGAUCAUUUAUAACUUAAACUGCUGUAUACAGUAUCAGUAAAUAAUUAAGACAUCAAUUUCAUCUGAGUGUUUAAUUUUUCACUGGUAUUAGUUUUUUUUAGUAUUUGCUUUUGUUCCCCCACCUAAUUUGGCAUGCAGGUGAGUUCUGAAAUGUGGCCAGUUUUGGAUUUUCUUAUUGCCACAACUUUGUAAAGAAAAUAAAACCUUGAAAAGCUUUGAAAA
This is a messenger RNA of Austrofundulus limnaeus, 3273 nucleotides long. Its product is annotated as voltage-dependent calcium channel gamma-1 subunit. Gene Ontology annotation, cellular component: membrane; L-type voltage-gated calcium channel complex. Gene Ontology annotation, molecular function: voltage-gated calcium channel activity; calcium channel regulator activity. Bases 332 to 1024 code for a protein of 230 amino acids. The transcript is spliced from 4 exons. Gene Ontology annotation, biological process: regulation of calcium ion transmembrane transport via high voltage-gated calcium channel; calcium ion transmembrane transport. NCBI's taxonomy places the organism in Eukaryota, Metazoa, Chordata, Actinopteri, Cyprinodontiformes, Rivulidae. The record is from RefSeq and is a predicted model, not a curated record.